Messenger RNA from Varroa destructor (honeybee mite), 3500 nucleotides. RefSeq names its product E3 ubiquitin-protein ligase TRIM71-like. Gene Ontology annotation, biological process: protein polyubiquitination; proteasome-mediated ubiquitin-dependent protein catabolic process. Gene Ontology annotation, molecular function: protein binding; zinc ion binding; ubiquitin protein ligase activity. NCBI's taxonomy places the organism in Eukaryota, Metazoa, Arthropoda, Arachnida, Mesostigmata, Varroidae. The record is from RefSeq and is a predicted model, not a curated record.
UCAAGUCAGCGCAACACUUCAGUCGGUGGUGGUGCGAGCCACGGAGAGCGAGUCGUCCGCGUAGUGUAGCCGGACAGUGAAGUGCGCGCACUUCACUGUCGGCUACUUUACUGGACGGUCGAUGAACAUGUUGGAACUUCGUUAGCGUACGCAUUUGCGUUAGCAGGUGAUACGAAGACUGAGCAAGACAAGACGAUUCGGAUGAGAUCCGAUUGCGAUCGGAUCCGUCGGAGCCUCCGCAGUGCAAGCCAGUUGCAGGAUGUCGCUCCCGUUACACGUCGACUUAUUGCCAUCGUUAGGACAGCUUGGCAGUCCUCUCCAUUCAUUACGGGUAGGGACUAGCUUUUUGACAUGCUCGUCGUGCUUUGAUAGCAACUUGGGAGGUCUUCCCAAGGUGCUGCCAUGUUCGCAUACCGUUUGCGCAAAAUGUUUGGUGGAAAGCGGGCCCUUCCAAUGUCCGCAGUGCAGCAAGCUCGACUUAGCCGGAUGUUUGAAUUUGGCAAGUCUCCGUCUAAACGAUGUAUUGCCUUUGUGCUCAUCAUGCGAUGAUCGGAACCAUGCCAAAGGAAGAUGUCGAGACUGCAACAACGAGUUAUUGUGUGAGAAUUGUAUCAACGCUCAUCAGAGAGUUCGUCUUACUCGAGAUCACACUAUUCUACGGUUUGCACCAUCACCCUCACUUGAUCUUAAACAGUACCAUCCUCGAGCAUGCGUCGAACACAAUGACAGCCUUUACAUCUAUUGCGACAACUGUGACAAGCCUUUGUGUGGAAAAUGUACCACAGCCCACAAAGGGCACAGUCUACAAUAUGUACGAGAGGCAAUAGAUAAUGGACGAAGCUUUGUUGAACGUUCCCUCAAGGAGACCGAAACAAAACUCAAGGUAUUGCAGGAAGGCCUCGUGAAUAAUCAGGCCAUGGCCAAGCGGGUCGAACAGAAGACGCAUGAUGUUGCAUCGCAGAUCCGUGGGGCUAUACGCAGACAACUCUCCUCUCUUGAGGAGCGAGAGAAAGAGUUACUAUCAAAGGUGGAGUCAAUCCGGCUGCUCAAGGGCAAAUUACUUAAGGCGCAGCAAGAACAGAUUGAACAGGCGACUCUCGAAUUGGGGAAGCACGCGCGUGCCCUCCGUGACUUUCUUGCAUCCGCUAGUGAACUCGACUUCGUCAAGGCCACAAAGGUGCUGCCACAACUCAGUGCCGCUGCAACCCAGGCUGUUCUGUCAACACCAUACGAAGACGAUCGUAUUGAUUUCACGAUAGCAGAUAUACCAUUACUUAGUAACCUCGGUUAUAUCUCAACUGCGAGCUUUCCCAUGCAUUGCAAAGUAUUUGGGGAAGCUCUCAAGGGUGCCGUUGUCGGGCAGACUGCAACGUUUAAGGUUGAAGCCUACAAUCACCUGUCAGAGAAGACGAUAGUCGGGGGUGAACACUUCAUCGCGGCAAUCACGACUCCACAAGGCUUCACCCAACGGGUCGACGCCAGCGACCAUCGUGAUGGAAGUUAUUCAUUCAGUUAUAGACCGUGUAUCGAAGGUCUGCACCAUAUGGUUGUAACGCUUCGGGGUGCUCCAGUUGCGCAAUCCCCAUACAGUAUCAACGUACGUUUAGGCAGGUCAUAUGAGAAUCUUCCGAGUGAACGACCGAUUGUGGUGUUUGGGGGUGAGGGUGAGAGAGAAGGUAAAUUGUGUCGACCAUGGGGAGUCUGCGUUGAUCAUCAGGGUCGCAUCGUCGUUGCUGACAGAUCUAAUAACCGGAUGCAGAUUUUUAACCCGGACGGUUCUUUCCACCUGAGUUUUGGGACUCCGGGCUCUCAGGCGGGCCAGUUUGAUAGGCCAGCUGGGGUAACUAUUGACUCUUCAGGGCGAAUUAUUGUUGCUGAUAAGGACAACCACCGCAUACAAAUAUUUUCGGGUAGAGGAGACUUCAUAACCAAGUUCGGCGAACGAGGUUCGAAGCUCGGCCAGUUCAAUUAUCCAUGGGACGUUGCGGUAAAUGCCGAUAAUCAAAUACUGGUGUCGGACACACGAAAUCAUCGAGUGCAGCUUUUCUCACCAGAGGGCGCCUUCAUCAAUAAGUACGGUUUCGAGGGAGCACUCUGGAAACAGUUUGACUCGCCUAGAGGAGUCGCCUUCGAUCUUCAGGGUAACAUGGUCGUCACGGACUUCAACAAUCACAGGAUUGUCGUCAUCCGAAAUGAUUUUCGAUCGGCGCAAUUUCUUGGCUUUGAGGGUUCGGGUAGUGGUGAGUUCACGAGACCGCAGGGCAUUGCAGUCGAUUCUGAGGGCCAUAUCAUCGUUUGCGACUCGCGUAACAACAGAGUCCAGGUUUUUCGGCCAGAUGGCACAUUUCUGUGUUCCUUCGGACAACCGGGAAGCGACUGCGGUCAAAUGGAUCGACCCUCAGGAGUAGCCAUAUCACCUGAAGGUCGUAUAGUUAUUGUCGAUUUUGGAAACCAUCGAGUGCAAAUUUUCUAACGAAAAAUGUUUUUGAAGAACGCAUGAGACAGAUUUGGCUAAGAAACUUCACUUGUUGCAAAAAUUGGCUCGUAUCAAUUUGUCUCGGAGAAAAUCAGUAUCGAAAACAGUGAUGAUAAAUCAUACGAAUCAUAUCCGAAGUAUAGUAAUCCCAAACAAAGUUAUUUUAUCCUAAAAUUGUACAUGUAGAAGUACUUGGUGGAUAGAUAUUUGCGCUUUUUUUUUCUCUAUUAGUUUAUAUAACACAGUUUAUUGCCUAUUUAGAUAUCUCAAUUUGGAGAUAAAAUAUAAAAUGCUUUUUUGCCUUGCCAUCAUGCUGCUACAGGUCGGUGUAUAUUUAAUAUGCACAAUUACGAUGACAAAGACUAAUAAGUCUAUCAACCUAAAUGAAGUGUCGAGUAACGUUACAGAAUUGCAAUUAAGGCUCAAUGUGUCGUAUAGAACUCAAUAAUCUCAUUAUCAAUACGGAGGUUCUAGAAAGCCUUAACCGUUCAGUAAUAGAUAUCACAAUGAACAACUCUAGGUGAGUCACAGACUAUUUGCUUACUUGCGCCCCACCAAAAAGGGGCAUCUGAUAAAUUGCCUAGGAGGCCGACAUUUGACUACUUCUGCAAGCAUUACAUUUUUGCAAACGGAAUAGUUUGAUAAGUGGAGGGUUCCUUCAAAAACGCAAAAUCGGCGAACAGAAAAUCUUUUAAUGGUUUCGAGAAAAAGCGUUAGAAAAUACACGAUAACUCUAAAAGCAAAGCAUAUGCCUAUAUCAAGGUUUUUGCUACAUGAUAUAAUAACAUUAUUAUUAUUAUUAUGAACCUUCAAAGAGACCACCCUUGAUGUCUCGAAGAAGUGGUGAGGGAAUAUGUCUCAGUCGUUGCCACAAUUACUGAUUCAGGUAUGAAUCGAAAAGCGGGUGUUGGAACAAGUGACAUGAAACAACUUUUAUAUUAUAAUAAUUAACAAGCUAGACUAAAUAGCGGAGUGUCGACUAGUCAUACUAAGAAGGUUUAUAGUCGAAUUCUUAAUUAGGACA